This is a messenger RNA of Hyphopichia burtonii NRRL Y-1933, 1197 nucleotides long. RefSeq names its product septin family protein. Gene Ontology annotation, molecular function: molecular adaptor activity; GTPase activity; GTP binding. The transcript is spliced from 2 exons. Gene Ontology annotation, cellular component: cell division site; microtubule cytoskeleton; cytosol. Lineage: Eukaryota; Fungi; Ascomycota; Pichiomycetes; Serinales; Debaryomycetaceae. The record is from RefSeq and is a predicted model, not a curated record. The coding region runs from base 1 to 1197 and encodes 398 amino acids. Gene Ontology annotation, biological process: cytoskeleton-dependent cytokinesis.
AUGCCUGAACCUGUUGGAAUUGCCAAUUUACCAAAUCAAAGAUAUAAAAUUAUAUCUGAUCAAGGUGCUACUUUCACUUUAAUGGUGGCUGGUGAAAGCGGAUUAGGUAAAACCACAUUUAUCAAUACUUUAUUUCAAUCAUCAUUAAAAAUCCAUCAAGAUCCAAAUGAAAGACAUAAUAAAUUUUCAAAUCCUCAUCAAACAGUUGAUAUUGAUAUUGUUAGAGCUAUUUUAGAAGAGAAAAAUUUCAAAAUUAGAUUGAAUAUUAUCGAUACUCCCGGUUUUGGUAAUAAUGUUAAUAAUCACGAUUCUUGGACUCCAAUUAUCGAUUUCAUCGAUGAUCAACAUGAAUCUUUUAUGAAACAAGAACAACAACCUUUUAGAACUGAUAAAAAGGAUUUGAGAGUUCAUGCUUGUAUCUAUUUCAUUAGACCUACUGGCCAUUCUUUAAAACCUUUGGAUAUUGAAAUCAUGAAAAGAUUAUCAACUAGAGUUAAUUUAAUUCCAAUUAUUGCCAAACUGGAUACCUUAUCACCAAAUGAAUUGGAUAUCUUCAAAACAAGAAUAAGAGAUAUCAUUGAAGCUCAAGAUAUUAAUAUUUAUACUCCUCCUUUAGAAAUUGAAGAUCCUGCUAGUGCUGAACAUUCCAAACAAUUAAUUGAAGCAAUGCCUUUUGCUAUAAUUGGUAGUGAAGAUGAAUACGAAAUAAGCCCUGGUAAUUUCGUCAGAGGUAGAAAAUAUCCUUGGGGUUUAGUCGAAGUUGAAAAUGAUAAACAUUGUGAUUUUAAAAAAUUAAGAUCUUUAUUAUUAAGAACUAAUAUGUUAGAUCUUGUUUUAUCUACUAACGAAAUACAUUUUGAAACUUAUAGAUCAAUCAAAUUAGGUGGUGGCUCCAAUAACGAUGAUGAUGAUUCAAAUAAUCAAAAUAAUGAUGAAAAUAAUGAAAAUGGUGAUCAAACUAAAAAACAAGCUCCUAAAAAACCUAGAAGAUUACAUAACCCUAAAUUUAAAGAAGAAGAAGAUGCUUUGAAAAAAUUCUUUACUGAACAAGUUAAAGCUGAAGAACAAAGAUUUAGACAAUGGGAAACUAAUAUCGUUAAUGAAAGAAAUAGAUUAAAUCAAGAUUUAGAAGAAAUGCAAACUAAAUUAAAAUCCUUAGAAGAUCAAGUUAAAAAAUUACAAAUAACAAAACGUUAA